AUGGCCGUGCUUCUGUUCCCGCCAUUACCCAGCAGACUGCGAUACUUGAUUCACAGGACAAUAGAAGACAUACCAGAUCUCACCACCUUCUCUGUAGGGGAGAGCUGGUGCCGUAGGGUGGUGGUCUGCCCUUCUGAGCUCAGGGCUGAGUCAGAAGAAGACAGUGAUGUAGAGACCAGCAGCUGCCUUUCUGAAGAGCCCCCUGGCAGCAGGGCGGUGAAGGAACCCAAUGUCAAGGCGAAACCUUCAGCCCUGUCACAAAGCCGAACACCUAAAAGGCCGGACCAGCCCCUGUACCUGCCGCGAGCCGUUCGGAAGAGGCUGUCUCUGCAGGACUCGCAGGGCUCCGCUGCAAACAAAGACAUAAAAAGUUCUGCUCGUUCACAGCUUUGUCCCCAGGAACAGACUCAAAAGUUGGCGCUAGGGCUGGAUGAAAGGGAGACUGUCGUCUGGGACCCGUCUCUGUCGUUCGCAGAGAUGAAGUUGGAGGAAGCAAAGGGAGAAAACUUCAACAAUGUUCAGGCUGAGGAUACAAGCACAGAUACAGACGAUGUAACUGAACAGAUUAAGAUGCAUCUUAAAGAGACAGGCGUCUCUGUUGAGCUUGUUCACAAUGACUACGCAAUCUACGAGAACGUGUUUCUUAACUCGGAUGACUUCAGCCAUGUCAUUGAGAUUUAUGACUUUCCAUCUGUUUUCAAGACUGACGACCUCCUGGAUGCUUUCACAGAAUACAGUGACGGUGGAAUGAAGAUCAAGUGGGUGGACAACACACACGCUCUGGGUGUUUUCUCCUGCCAGGCGGCAGCGCACCACGCCCUCUCCAUCUGCCACCCGCUGCUGAAGACUCGAGCUCUCUCUGAGGGGAGUAAAAAAGCACAGGGCAAGGCGGUCAGAAGGGCAGAAUUUCUCCAGCCGGUGAAGGAGCGUCCCAGGACAGACUGCGUAGUGGCCAAACGGAUGGUGACCAGAGCUUUAGGCAUACAGGGACGAGGCAGACUGUACAGAUAUCCAGCUUAA
This is a messenger RNA of Xiphophorus hellerii (green swordtail), 1020 nucleotides long. It is a transcript of the gene r3hcc1, whose product is annotated as R3H domain and coiled-coil containing 1. The record is from RefSeq and is a predicted model, not a curated record. The coding region runs from base 1 to 1020 and encodes 339 amino acids. NCBI's taxonomy places the organism in Eukaryota, Metazoa, Chordata, Actinopteri, Cyprinodontiformes, Poeciliidae. Gene Ontology annotation, molecular function: nucleic acid binding. The transcript has 9 exons.